AUAUACCACGUAUAUGACUUGUCUUGUUCGAAGAAAGGGUUUGACAAUUAUUAUACUGGUGUUUAAGAAGGUAUCAGCCAACGGUUUAUGGCAAUAGGAGCAAGGACGAUGAACCAAGAAGAAGAGAUAAGAAACAAGAAGCAGCAACAAGACGAGGAUGACGAUCAUGAAAACGACAUGGUGAUGCCAGGGUUUCGAUUUCAUCCAACGGAGGAAGAGCUUGUUGAGUUCUACCUUCGCCGUAAGGUAGAGGGCAAGAGAUUCAAUGUUGAGCUUAUCACUUUUCUUGAUCUUUACCGAUACGAUCCGUGGGAACUCCCUGCUUUAGCAGCAAUCGGCGAGAAAGAAUGGUUUUUCUAUGUGCCAAGAGAUAAGAAGUAUCGUAAUGGGGAUCGACCUAACCGUGUGACCACUUCAGGCUACUGGAAGGCCACCGGAGCUGAUAGAAUGAUUAGAACUGAUAAUUCCAGAUCCAUCGGAUUAAAGAAAACCCUUGUUUUUUACUCAGGAAAAGCUCCAAAAGGCAUUCGAAGUAGUUGGAUCAUGAAUGAAUACCGAUUGCCCCAUCAUGAAACAGAAAGAUUACAAAAGGCUGAGAUCUCGCUGUGUAGGGUUUACAAGCGAAGUGGAGUAGAAGACCAUCCAUCUCUCCCUCGUUCUCUCCAAACAAGGAGUACCUCAAGAACCUCAAAUUAUAAUAUCAAUCAGCAAUCCCAGAAUUCUUCGAGUUUCAAUUGUUUUGAAGGCCAAUCUUCUCACCAUACUGAUGAAAAACCCAGUGAUACAAGUAGUUGCACCCCCACCGGCGUUGUUGGCACUGCUCUCGGCCUUUCAAACCCUCUCAACUCCUCAUACCACAAUGUCAUUGCCACCCCCUCUUCAACUAUCUUCCCUAACAGUGUUGAUGAUCUUCCUAGAAUUAUCAGUUCUCAACGAGUUCUUGACACUUGUCCACCCUCUCAACUUCUGAAUAUUCAUAAUUAUCACCUCGGUGAUUCUUCAAACUAUUCUCCGCAUCUCUUUAAUAAUAUGCUGCCUCAACCACAACAACAACAGCAGCCACAGUUGAGCUCACAAGCGCUUCUUGCACUUAGUAAUAACUUGCCUGGAGCUGGAGCUGCUCAUGUGACAUUUCCCGAUAGAAUUUGGGAGUGGAAUUCGAUGUUGAGUGAAGGAAGCAAAGAUUUGACGGCCCCUUUCAAGUAAUUUUGCUCCUAUAUAUGCAUAUAAUUACGGAAGUUGCGUAAUAUGAACUUGACAAAAAGACUUAUUUUGUCAACUACUUUGGUACGUUAUUUCAUGUUUAAGGAUC
Molecule: messenger RNA, 1312 nt
Organism: Lactuca virosa
Lineage: Eukaryota; Viridiplantae; Streptophyta; Magnoliopsida; Asterales; Asteraceae
Source: the annotation of a GenBank genome assembly